Molecule: messenger RNA, 846 nt
Organism: Macrosiphum euphorbiae (potato aphid)
Lineage: Eukaryota; Metazoa; Arthropoda; Insecta; Hemiptera; Aphididae
Source: the annotation of a GenBank genome assembly
AUGUUUCAGUCUGUUCCUAUACUAUUUGCACUUAUGCAAAAAAAAACAAAAAUGGCGUAUAAUUUGAUUAUUGAGAAUUUAAAAUCGUUGGCACCAACAUUAAAGCCAACCAGUAUUAUAACUGAUUUCGAGUCGGCUCUCCGAGACUCUUUAGUGGACAACUUUCCAGAGGCUAUUUCCCACGGAUGUUGGUUCCACCACAACCAGGCUUUAUGGAAAAAAGUUGUUAAACUUGGGUUUCUACAGCUGGCCAAUACAAAUGACAUUGCAUUGAAAAUUAUUAGAAUGCUGAUGUCCCUUCCUUUAUUGCCUGCAAGAUAUAUGCAGUUAGGUUUUGAAGAGCUACAUCAGUAUUCAAGGGAAGAAAAUAUAAAUUUGGAAACACUCUUCUCCUACUAUGAAACGUUUUGGCUAAAUAGGAUGGGCUCACAAUUUGUUUCAGUUCACAAUUGUCCUCGGCGAACAAACAAUAACGUGGAGUCUUUUCACAAUAAACUACGUUUAAAAUGUUGUUCACCACAUCCAAAUCUAUGGGUUUUUAUUGAAAAGCUAUGUCAUAUGAGUAGAGAGUACCAUAUUAUGAUUGGCCAAAUUAAUAUUGGAGAAAGACCUACUCGAUCACUCUCAAUAAAAUAUUUAGCUAACAGCAAACGUAUACGUGAUUCUACAGUUGAAUAUGACCUAGAGUUGAUCACUAUUAGGGAUUUCUUACACAGAGUGUCAUAUUCAAUGGAAUCAUACAUGAACUGUCAGAGACACUGGAUAGCAAAUGUCGAAAACGAAAUUGGAGAAAAAGUUGUAAAUCAGAAUCAUAAGUUUGAGAAAAUUAAAAAGUAUUUAAUGUAA